This is a messenger RNA of Fusarium coffeatum, 2349 nucleotides long. RefSeq lists its product as uncharacterized. The record is from RefSeq and is a predicted model, not a curated record. Lineage: Eukaryota; Fungi; Ascomycota; Sordariomycetes; Hypocreales; Nectriaceae. The coding region runs from base 1 to 2349 and encodes 782 amino acids. The transcript is spliced from 2 exons.
AUGGCUUCAUUAGACCUCAAAAGUCCACCUUAUCCGAUAGGCGAUACAGAUGAUGAGAUCAGGAAAGAUCCCAAGCUAUGCCGUGUAUGCUGGAAUCUCUAUCCAGGAUCCGCUUCAUCCGCUCUGCCUUUGGCUGGAAUAGCUAUGCACGAAAAUGCCGGCACUAGAAAUUCUCUCAGAGCUGCUGAGGCCGGUAACCUUGAUGAAGAGCCCACUUGGGCCGGACAGGGCCGUAUUGACUAUGCCUCUUGGGAGAUCAAAGUUUAUCUUCCUGAUGUCCCUGGAUCGGCGAUGGAAGGCUGUGUUUCCUGUUCUCUGCUUCAGGGCAUUCUGACAAAGCUAAAUCGAGGGAAGCUGGACUGCAGUGAUCCUGAACUUUGGCUAGAAAUAGUGUUCUGCAAAGGGAAUGUCUUAAGGGCCAGACUAGUUCGUGGAAGUCCGCCAGAAGAUGAUUUCGAUAUGUUUUCUUCUGGCGCUGAUAGCUCCGAAGGUGUUCCUAUCGAGACCUACGAAAUAUACACACUACCCGGUAAUAGGACCAAACGACCAGAUUGGAGUCUUGACGCUGAAAUUGGCGGACAUGCGGGGCAUAUUGAGCCCGACCCUAGUUCUCGUUCAUCUUUUGAUAGAGCGAGGCAUUGGAUUCGAACAUGCAAAGAGAAGCAUACUAUCUGCUCUGAAGCAGAGGCUGCCUCCAAGCCAAGGCUACCAAAGCGAGUAGUCGAUAUUGGGCCCGAGUCAAAUGAUGGGAUUCACAUCUUCGUCCAUGAUGACUCCAAGGAGCAGAUCACCGAGCCGUAUAUCGCGCUGUCUCACUGUUGGGGUAGAACCCAGCAUUUGAAGUCAGAGAAGGCCACUCUUGAACAGUGGAAGAAAAACAUCCCUUUCACUCGCUUCGCGAAAACCUUUCAGGAUGCGAUUGUCAUUUCACGAGAACUUGGUAUACGAUAUGUCUGGAUAGACUCUCUUUGUAUUGUCCAAGAUGAUAGCCAAGACUGGGAAAUAGAGGCUGCUAAGAUGGCAUCCAUCUACAACGGCGCGGAGCUCGUUUUGUCGGCUACUGGAUCAGUCGAUGGAUCUGGAGGUUGCCUGUUUCCCCGUGAGCCCUAUGUCACUGUGUCAGGUACAUUCCCUGAUGGGAAGCCGUUUGAUAUUUAUGGCCGCAAGAUAUCUCAACAUUCUGCGUUUGGAUGGAAUACGGAUCGGAACGUGGCCAAAGGUUCUUCCAAUCCCAUCACUGGAACCAGGGUGUCCGAUAUCCAAGACCACCCUCUGUUGACGCGUGCUUGGUGCUUUCAAGAGAGACUGUUAGCCACAAGGAUCCUCCACUACACCAAGAGCGAGAUGAUAUUUGACUGUCUCUCAGCCAUGGACUGUGAGUGCGGGGCACUUGAAGAGCAUGAAGACGACCCCCUCGUUCCAGCACGUCGAAUUAUCAAGACAGGCCACAAGUACAUAAAAGGCACCAAUAGCUACAGAGGGUCUUCUUUCAGGCCGUCUAAACCUCUUCAAGGCGAGUCCAAGGAGUUCCAAGAACACCAUGAGCUUUGGCGUGAUUUAAUUGUUCAAUAUUCUCAGAAGAAUAUCACGUUUCGGACUGAUGGUCUCCCCGCUGUUGCAGGACUGGCUACGGAAUGGUCCGGCAACUUGACUAAGAGAUAUCUUGCUGGUCUUUGGGAGGGAGAUUUACUCAAUAGUCUGCGCUGGAUGCCAGACGAGAAAGAUACUGGUGACGAGUAUAAGUAUAUUGCACCAAGCUGGAGUUGGCUUAGUGUCCAUCGCGGUGUCACAUGGGGAUUACACAGCUUCGAGUAUGACGAAUUCUUUGUUAAGGUCGACUUCAAUCGCACAAACUGUAUCGUCAAAGGGGAAAACCAGUUCGGAAAGGUAAAAUCUGGUUAUAUAUUUAUCACAGGUCGCGCUAUGCCGAUGACAUUCACCCUCGACGGAGAUAAUGCUUGGUUAGAAAAGCAAGGAAGUUCUAUCAGGAAACCAUUCGAAAGACCGGACAGUUUGUUCCGUCUACGAAAUCUGAAGACUAAAGACUUGUUGUGUCUGAGGCUUUGCUCAAGUUACACGACGCGAAACGCCUGGGAUGAUGAUUGUGCGUUAGUAUUGGUGAAGGUAGAUGAGGAAGAGUUGAAUAAGCCGGAUGAAGAGGAGUUUAACAAACUAGACGAGGAAGAGAAGAAGAAGGCAAUGAAGGACGGGCUUUUACAGCCUAGACUACCUAAGGAGGUUCGGGAGUUUGGAAAUGUUUAUCAGCGAGUAGGAUAUAUCACGAAUUAUCUUGUUGGCGGAUGGAACCACGAACGAGACUCGAAGGAGAUGGAGAUGUACAUCAUUUAG